Clunio marinus is the source of this 204-nucleotide messenger RNA. The record is from the annotation of a GenBank genome assembly. Lineage: Eukaryota; Metazoa; Arthropoda; Insecta; Diptera; Chironomidae.
AUGUUAAAGACUUAUGAAAAUUUUCAUCCAUUUCUUAAGACUCUCCGCUGUUUUCGUUACGCGCCCGUCUGUCAUAAAAAAAGCUUAAAUACUUAUCAAUUGAGAAAUAAAGUUCUGAAGGGAUUUUGUGGGGAUUCAAUAUACUUACAUAAAGAUCUUGUUGGUGGUGACAUCAAAGAUUUGGAAAUCAAUUUUGACUUUUGA